Messenger RNA from Anopheles bellator, 399 nucleotides. RefSeq lists its product as uncharacterized. NCBI's taxonomy places the organism in Eukaryota, Metazoa, Arthropoda, Insecta, Diptera, Culicidae. The transcript is spliced from 2 exons. The record is from RefSeq and is a predicted model, not a curated record. Bases 1 to 399 code for a protein of 132 amino acids.
AUGAGCCGCUCUUGGUUUGGUGUCCGGUUUGUGGCCGUGGUCUGCAGUAGUCUGCUGCUGCUGUGCUGCGGUCCAGCCAGUGCCACCCUGCAGAUCAACGGCGACAACCUGGUGGUCACGUUCGGUACGUAUGACGCGACCCUGACGCAGUGCUUCUUCGAUAUGGUGUUCGCCGGAAUGUUCAGUCCGCAUACGGUGUCAUUCUCCAACCCGGCGGCCAAAGCCAUCACUUACAUCAUCGUGGAGGCGAACCAAUCCAUCGAUCUCGGGGGCAUCACGGCCUCCAUCACGACCGGAACCGUCGGGACGAGCACCGCCAUCACGCUCCAGGUGACCAGCACGCCGAAAUCCAACAUCUUCCUCAACAACGUCCAGAUCCGAAUGUACUGUGCAGCGUAG